UGACCAAAUCAAAUCGUUGCAAUGACUCGCCUCUACGCCCGUGGUCGUGUACUCUCACACCAAAGAGGAAAGCGUAUUACGCACCCAAAGACCUCAUUAAUCCAAAUUGAGGGUGCACAAAAGAUCGAGGAUGCCAAGUUCUACCUCGGUAAGAGAAUUGCAUACGUAUACAAGGGUAAGAAGGCUGUAAAUGGUUCAAAGGUCCGUGUUAUUUGGGGAAAGUGCACUCGUACCCACGGUAACUCUGGUGCUGUACGUGCAAAGUUUGCAUCAAACCUUCCACCACGUACAUUCGGUGCUUCAUGUCGCAUCAUGCUCUACCCAUCAAGUAUUUAAAUUUUUUUUAAAUUGUAAAUGUUUGAUGAACGACGAGUAUUCGG
Messenger RNA from Wallemia mellicola CBS 633.66, 380 nucleotides. RefSeq names its product 60S ribosomal protein L33-A-like protein. The transcript is spliced from 5 exons. NCBI's taxonomy places the organism in Eukaryota, Fungi, Basidiomycota, Wallemiomycetes, Wallemiales, Wallemiaceae. The record is from RefSeq and is a predicted model, not a curated record. Gene Ontology annotation, cellular component: cytosolic large ribosomal subunit; ribosome. Bases 22 to 336 code for a protein of 104 amino acids. Gene Ontology annotation, biological process: cytoplasmic translation; ribosomal large subunit biogenesis. Gene Ontology annotation, molecular function: structural constituent of ribosome.